Anolis carolinensis (green anole) is the source of this 2246-nucleotide messenger RNA. RefSeq names its product chromosome 1 C14orf132 homolog (gene c1h14orf132). NCBI's taxonomy places the organism in Eukaryota, Metazoa, Chordata, Lepidosauria, Squamata, Anolidae. The record is from RefSeq and is a predicted model, not a curated record. Bases 1 to 795 code for a protein of 264 amino acids. The transcript is spliced from 3 exons.
AUGCGGGGUGUGGGGCAGCAGCUUCCCCAUGCCCCAUGGCAAAGCGGAACAACAUGGGACACUUUCAGCAGCAGUGACAAGACGACGGCGGCGAAGAAGCAGAAGCAGGAGGAGGAGGAGGCGGAGAAGGAGGACGGUCUCCGGGCGCGGACAGGUUGCCUCUCGCCGAGGCUGGAGCUCCUGCCCUCGCCGUGGUGUCCCGCCCGCUCCCCUCCGCCGCCGCCGCCGCCUCGCCUGCCUCCCGCGCUCCUUUGGGCAGAGCACUAUGUCCGGAGCGACUUGCGGGCAGCCGGGCAGCCGCCUCCUCCGCGCCGGGCCCGCCGCCCUCCGCCGCCCGUGGAGCUGGAGCUGCUAACGCGGACCCCGCACUGGCCGCCCGGGCACAGCCUCAGCCUGCCCCGCAGAGAGACCCCCGCCGCCCCCGCCGCCGCCUCCACCAACAGCCUCGCCACCAGCCCCACCCGCAGCAGCAGCAGCAGCGAAGGAGGAGGAGGAGGAGGAGGAGAGGGAGGCAGCAGCAGCAGCUCGGGGUCGCUCAGCACCAUGGACCUCUCCUUCAUGGCCGCGCAGAUCCCCGUGAUGGGAGGAGCCUUUAUGGACUCACCCAAUGAAGAAUUUAGUACGGAGUAUUCCUUGUUUAACUCCUCUGCCAAUGUCCAUGCAGCAGCCUCAAUGCCAAGCCAGCCGGAAGAGGCAUCUCGUUCCUCAAACGAUGCCAUUUUGUUAUGGAUUGCCAUUAUAGCCACGAUUGGGAACAUUGUAGUUGUUGGAGUUGUGUAUGCCUUUACCUUCUGAAAAGAAAGGAGGAUGGUCUGAAGAGGUGGAGGAUUUCUUUGCUGUCUUUCAUGAGUGCAGAUGUGUAUGUGUGUGUGAACAGACAGAUAGAUAGAUGCGCACAUACCUGUACAAAAAUGUAUAUCUUUAUAAAUACAUGUAGGUAGAGACUGUUUGUUACCUAAGACCAAGUUUAAAACAGGUGGCAAACAUCUCAGCAGAUAUUUGGAAGCUUUUGUAAAUGAUGUCAGGGAUGAAAUGCCUAAUAUAUAGCAUUAACCAGCUAAAUGUAAAUUUAGUGUAAAAGGCCCAUGUGAAAGAAAAGAGAUGCGUGUUUGGCUUAGAGUCUGUUUUUCUGGUUGGUAAAUUUGUUGCUCAUUUUUUUCCUCUUGCAGUGAGAUUAUAGUAUCUAAUCUACUGCUGGAAUGGAAUUCAAAACAUGUAUUUGUGCAAAUGUGCUACACCUCUUACAUUUUCUGCCAACCUUAUUCUCUUGCUCUCCAGAGACGAAAAGCAAGUAGGAAUCUAAAUCUGUUCUGUUUUGUUUGUAACUGGAAGGUUAUGGCAAGGUGGCAUGUAAGAAGUGGCAUUUUCUUUUGUUCUUUACAAAGCCCUGCAAGUGAAAGGCACGUUAUUCACAGAAAUGUCAUAAUCAAUCUGUUUGAUAUUAGAGGCCUGGUUUAGUUUGCUCACGCUUCACCUAUCAGAGAAAGAAAAUGGCACAGAUUUCUAGAAAGCUUCUCCAUCCAACUGUGUAAAUUUAAACUUGCAUACAGUCAGUGCUCCACGUUCACAGGGGUUGGGGGCACAGGACCUCUGCAAAAGUAGAAAAAUUACAAGUAAAAUUCCCACUGGAUUUUUUUACUUGAAAAAAACAUAUCUCUGGGAAGCUUUAGGUCCUCCUUCAUGACUCCAUGGUCAACCGCCACUAGAAUAACAUAGAGAUUAGGAGAGAGGCAUUCUCUUUAAUAAGAGAUUACUCUAGGUCAGUGGUUCCCAAUCUGUGGGUCCCCAGAUGUUUUGGCCUACAAUUACCAGAAAUCUCAGCCAGUUUACCAGCUGUUAGGAUUUCUGGGAGCUGAAGGCCAAAACAUCUGGAGACCCACAGGUUGAGAACCACUACUCUAGGUGCUCCAAUGUGAUUAAAGAGCAUCAAGCAGAAGAUGAUCAUAGGGUCACACUGUAGAAGUUAGACAUUCCUAGAAAACAUUUUAAUCAAAUCUGUGAAUAAUCAAGUCUUCAAAAGGUAAACUCACAAAUAUGGAAGACCAAUUGUACUGGGUGUAAAAGCAUUGCAUGGUAUAAGUACUGGUCCCUAUGUUGAAAUAUAUGUUUUCAGUAAUCUGUUUGAUAGAUCAUUAUGUUGCUCUUGAGUGGGAGAACAUGAUGGUCUUAAUCUAAGGAGUUCUGUGCACCAUUAUGUGCACUCAGGUUUCUGUUUGUAUUAAAUACAACAUGGAGUCUGUUCAGUA